UCUCUCUAGGCUCUAACAAAGCAACAACCACUUUGUUGGGAGACUAGUUCUCAAAGACCCAUCACUGAAGCCAACGCCACAACCCCAGAUCGCCGGACUCCGUCAUGGAACACCGGCCAAGUGUUAAAUUCAGGCCGGCACCGGCGGGGUUUCCGGGGUGAAUGCAAAGGAAAAGGAAAAAAGCUGUCAUAGCCUUGGAAAAUGAAGAAACAGAAAUAGAAGCCGAAAACAGUACUGCGUUUUUUUUUUAUCUUCUUCUUUUUGUGUUCCAAUGGCGGCUACCAACACCACGCCACCCAUUGACUCAUCUUCUGCUGAAGAACUCACAGCGAAGGCUGUGCACAAGAGGUACGAAGGGUUGGUGAUGGUUCGAACCAAGGCCAUAAAGGGAAAGGGAGCUUGGUACUGGGCUCACCUAGAGCCCUUGUUGGUGCACAACAAUGAUACUGGUUUGCCCAAAGCCGUGAAGCUCAGGUGCUCGCUCUGCGAAGCCGUUUUCUCCGCGUCGAACCCGUCUCGGACGGCUUCGGAGCAUCUCAAGAGAGGAACGUGUCCCAAUUUCAAUUCUGUGCCCAAACCCAUUUCCUCAAUAUCACCUUCUUCCAUGGCUUCGCCUUCUUCUUCGGUGCAACACAACCACCGUAAGCGUAGUAGCUCCUCCAGUGGUGGCGGUGGCGGUGGCGUGGGUGGGGGUGGUUCUUCUGCUUCGUACCAAGUUUCACCACUGGCGAUGGUCGAUCCGUCGCGAUUCUGCGGUGAGCUGGCAUACUCGCCGGCGGUGUCGACUACUGUUGUGACUGCCAGUACUGGGUCUUUGUUGCCUCAGCAGCAUUUGAUGUUAUCAGGUGGAAAAGAGGACCUGGGAGCUUUAGCCAUGUUGGAAGAUAGUGUGAAGAAGCUCAAGAGUCCCAAAACUUCACCUGGCCCAGCUUUGAGCAAAACCCAGAUUGAUUCUGCUUUUGAUUUUCUUGCUGAUUGGCUCUAUGAGUCUUGUGGGUCUGUCUCUUUCUCAAGCCUCGACCACCCGAAAUUUCGGGCGUUUCUCAAUCAAGUCGGAUUGCCGGCGAUUUCUCGGAGGGAGUUCGCUGGUCCUAGAUUGGAUGCCAAGUUCGAAGAAGCCAAGGCUGAGUCAGAAGCUAGAAUUCGAGACGCCAUGUUCUUUCAAAUUGCCUCUGAUGGUUGGCAACCAAAGCAUCAUGGGUUUCUGGGUGCAGAAAACUUGGUGAAUUUAACUGUGAAUCUCCCAAAUGGGACUAGUGUUUUCAGGAGGGCAGUGUUUGUUAGUGGGAAUGUUCCUCCCAAGUAUGCGGAGGAGGUUUUGUGGGAGACAAUUACAGGCAUUUGCGGGAAUGCUGUGCAGCAAUGUGUAGGGGUAGUUGCAGACAAGUUUAAGGCCAAGGCAUUGAAGAAUUUAGAGAAUCAGAAUCAUUGGAUGGUUAAUCUUUCUUGCCAGUAUCAAGGGUUCAAUAGUUUGAUUAAGGAUUUUAGCAAAGAGCUUCCUUUAUUUCAGAAAGUCACUGAGAAUUGUUUGAAGGUUGCAAAUUUUGUUAAUAACCACUCUCAAGUUCGUAACAUCUUUCAGAAGUAUCAGUUGCAGGAGUACAGGCAUGUUGAAUUACUAAGAGUACCAGUUCGAGAGCAUGAGAAAUUGAACUUUGAACCUGUGUACACAAUGCUGGAGGAUAUAUUGAAUUCAGCUCGAGCACUACAGUUGGUUCUUUUAGAUGAAUCAUAUAAGAUAGUAUCAGUAGAGGACCCAAUUGCCAGAGAAUUUGCAGAGAUGGGAAGAGAUAUGAGGUUUUGGAGUGAAUUGGAAGCGGUGCAUUCACUGGUUAAAUUGAUCAAGGAAAUGGCUCAGGAAAUUGAGACAGAAAGGCCACUAGUUGGGCAAUGCCUCCCACUUUGGAAUGAGCUUAGAGCAAAGGUGAAGGACUGGUGUUCCAAGUUCCACAUUGAUGAAGCGCCUGUGGAGAAGGUGAUUGACAGGCGGUUCAAAAAGAACUAUCACCCAGCUUGGGCCGCUGCCUUUAUACUUGAUCCACUUUAUUUGAUUAGGGACACUAGUGGGAAGUACCUUCCGCCAUUCAAAUGUUUGACACCCGAUCAGGAGAAAGAUGUGGACAAGCUCAUAACUCGGCUUGUAUCGAGGGAGGAGGCUCAUAUUGCGCUAAUGGAGCUCAUGAAAUGGAGAACGGAUGGGCUCGAACCAGUCUACGCGCAGGCUGUUCAGUUGAAGGAGAGGGACCCCAUUACCGGAAAAAUGAAAACUGCAAACCCUCAGAGCAGCAGGCUUGUGUGGGAAACUUACCUCACGGAGUUCAAGUCACUAGCAAAAGUUGCAGUUAGGCUUAUCUUCCUUCAUGCAACCUCAUGUGGAUUUAAGUGCAAUUUGUCUUUCUUGAGAUGGGUUUGCGCCAAUGGGCACUCAAGGGCAGGCAUGUACAGGGCUCAGAAGAUGAUAUUCAUUGCAGCCCAUUCCAAGCUUGAAAGGCGGGAUUUUUCCAAUGAUGAAGAUAAGGAUGCAGAGCUCUUGGCCUCCACAAAUGGUGAGGAUGAUGUGCUAAAUGAAGUUUUUGUUGAUUCAUCCUCAGUAAACAAUGGACAAAAAUAUUGUUGGACUGGAGAUGCCGCCAUAAGAUGCGUGAUUGUUAAUGGAGAUGGUUGUAGCAUGAUUAAAGAGGAACUUAUAGAAGGGAUCCAAGGGAGGACUUGAUUUGAAAAUUUUUGCCUUGGAGGCGUCUUUUUGUAAGAGGCCAGAGGUUGCUGGAACUGGUUGGGUGGAUGGCAAGCCAGGUUUAGCUAUGUGGGUCAACAACCUCGGAGGGGCCUGAGGGCAAAUCUUUCUAGCUGGAGGAGCACUUCUCACUGUUUUCAUCUCAUCCACAUCUUCUGGUUUUUGUGCCUUUGAGAGAGUGGAGCCCCACCAUGAAGGAAGUGGAAGUCUUUUUCUUGGCUGUGGUCGUCAUGGAGAGAGAGAUCAGGGUCCUUCCAUCAAAUCAUCUUUGGGUAACUUCUCUUUUAAACAUUCCAAAGCUCGUGACGUCCAUGCAGAGUCAUUGGGUGAUGCUCCCCCAUGAUUGUGAGAAAGGUCCUGAGAGGACCCCAAAGCAAAGGAGGCCUGUCGGCAUGAAACAACACAGAAGAUGCUUGAUAGUGAUUAUGCAACCAAUUUCAACUAAUUUUUCUGCUUCCGUGUAUCUCUGAGACUUGAAAUAUCUAUAUAGCUUCCUUAGCAGGAAUUGCUGCAUUGUUGGUGGAGGUGGUGCUUUUAUCCACAUUUCCUCCUUUUCUAUCUCCGAUCCUCAAUCAUGUUUUUACAAUUUCCUUAAAGCACUAUCAAGAUUACUGGUACUGGGUUGGUGUCUACUUAUCUCUAAAGAAUCUUUACAGGUGUAUUUGCCGGAAUACAAAUAAUUUCCCUUUGGUGCUUGCUACA
Molecule: messenger RNA, 3436 nt
Organism: Vitis vinifera (wine grape)
Lineage: Eukaryota; Viridiplantae; Streptophyta; Magnoliopsida; Vitales; Vitaceae
Exons: 2
Coding region: 272-2713 (813 amino acids)
Source: RefSeq, a predicted model, not a curated record